AUGUCAGGAAUUCCACCAGAGAUUGAAGAGCACAACCGGCUGAUGCGAGAGUCAUUCACCGCCCUCGCGACGCCUCUCAACCUCACCCUCCUCCUCAUCCUCGUGAGCCUGGGGUACUGGCGUCUCCGACCGUCCGCGCCGCCGACGCUGCCCAAGGGCCCGUCGCCCAUCGUGUUCCAGACCUUCACGCCUCGCACGCUCCUCAAGUACAACGGCACCGACGGCAUGCCCGUCUACCUCGCGGUGCGCGGCAAGGUGUACGACGUCACCUCGGGCCGCAACUUCUACGGGCCCGGCGGACCCUACGAGAACUUCGCCGGCCGCGACGCCACCCGCGGCCUGGCCUGCCAGAGCUUCGACGAGGAGAUGUUGACAAAGGACCUCGACGGGCCCCUGGACCCGUGCGACGACCUGACCGCCGACCAACUCGAGAAUCUCAACGGGUGGAUUGAGAGGUUCGAUGAAAAGUACCUUGUCGUGGGAAAACUGUCGCCCUUUAAAAAGACGGAGUUCCACUAA
Molecule: messenger RNA, 519 nt
Organism: Exophiala spinifera
Lineage: Eukaryota; Fungi; Ascomycota; Eurotiomycetes; Chaetothyriales; Herpotrichiellaceae
Exons: 4
Coding region: 1-519 (172 amino acids)
Cellular component (GO): membrane; endomembrane system
Source: RefSeq, a predicted model, not a curated record